UGGUCAUUCCACGUCCGCCACUGAUCGCAAGAUGACGCUCCCGAAGCUGCCCCCAAAGUGCAUUCUACUCCUGGUGCUGCUGCUCCUGCUGGACUCCAGCCUGGCCAGGUCGCAACAGUUCUUCGUCGCCGAGGAUGUGAUAACAGGAACGCCAACUGGAACGGAAACUGCAGCUGCAAGCAGCACCGUUUUUGGUGAUGAUCAAUUGCCCAUCAACGAUCCAUCGGAUCUAAGUGCUGGUUUAAAUUUGGCGCCCGUUGGCAGUCUGAUUGCGGCAGCAGCGAAUGCCGAACCCCCUGCCCCCGUUCAAUUUAUUCGCACGGCCAUGAACAGCGGGCUCUGACCGCCAGGUGGCGCUAACCUGAAUUCUGAAACACCCCAAAAAUAAUUGUCUGUAAUUUUUAGCCGCCUUUUUGGGCACACGUUUUAAUUACUUUGUUAAGCUGCAUUUUUGUUUUGUUUUUUCUGUUUUUCAUUAAGCUGAACUGCUUUGUUUGAGUUUGUGUCGAGCCAAGUGCUAUAAAUGAUUUUAUAAUACUCGUUUAAUCUGGUUACGACUUUUUCGGAGCGAUAAAAACUGUGCAGUUCGGGACUCAGUUUUCAAAGCCAUUUGUUAUCUAAAUGUGUUAUCAAGGAAAUUUCUGUUACGUUACUAUUUUUCAAUCUAACUUGGCUGCAGCUCUUAAAUGGCGAGCCAUGCUAGCCGGAAUACUUAUUUAUAUAUAAACUUUAAAUGUUAUAAAUUUCAAAAACAAUUUUGUAAUUUUUAAAAUCUUCACUUUGAUUUCAGAAAGAUCACACAAAAAUUAUUAUUAAUAUUAUAUUAUAUUAUGGUUAUUUGUUUAUAUGUCCUUCAUCGAAAUAUUCCAAUUGCAUCCAGAAUGCCAUAGGGAUCGCAAAAUAUGUGGAGUAAUUGGAAGAAAGUAGUUCAAAUGAGCGAUGAACUCACUUCGAUUGCGAUUCUGGUUCUCAUCAUGAUGAUGCCGAUUCACAAACUGGAAAAUUUCUAUACACUACUAACAAUUAUUUAAAACGUAUAAUGCUCCACUCUUUAUCGUUAAAAAUAAAGACACACUCGCUCAAAA
Messenger RNA from Drosophila mauritiana, 1085 nucleotides. RefSeq lists its product as uncharacterized. The transcript has 2 exons. Bases 32 to 343 code for a protein of 103 amino acids. The record is from RefSeq and is a predicted model, not a curated record. NCBI's taxonomy places the organism in Eukaryota, Metazoa, Arthropoda, Insecta, Diptera, Drosophilidae.